Trifolium pratense (red clover) is the source of this 2072-nucleotide messenger RNA. RefSeq names its product protein ABCI7, chloroplastic-like. The transcript is spliced from 3 exons. The record is from RefSeq and is a predicted model, not a curated record. Lineage: Eukaryota; Viridiplantae; Streptophyta; Magnoliopsida; Fabales; Fabaceae. Gene Ontology annotation, biological process: iron-sulfur cluster assembly. The coding region runs from base 89 to 1570 and encodes 493 amino acids.
ACCCCCAUUUCUACCAUCUACACCAUUCUCUAUUUUGAGCUAAGAGUAUGAUUGAAGAAGCAAAGUAGUAGUAACUGAACAAGAAACAAUGAGUGGCAUAGCGUUGACACCCACAGCUUUCAAUCCCAUAAUCCCAUCUUCAUCUUCUUCUUCUUCAUCUCUCAAAUCUCACAAAUUCAUCAAAACAAGAACCAAACUCACACAAUUCAACAACAACGCUAUUUCAAUUUCCUCAGACCCAUUCCUUCUCAACCUCGCAGAAACAUUAGAAGAUUCCAUCCCUACACCACAACCUCUCCAGAAUCUUCGAGAAGCUUCCUCAGAAUCACUUCUCUCAACUCCAUGGCCUUCUCGAAGAGACGAACCCUUUCGUUUCACAGACCUUUCCUUCCUUCGCUCUUCCCAUAUCCUACCCGCCCCAAUCCCAACCACAACCACCACCACCGUUACGCCGCCAUUCUCCGAUGAUGAUGAUAAAUUCCCUUGCCACAUCAGCUUCAUCGACGGUCAUUUCAUAAACUCAAUGUCGAAAAAUUUGGAAUUUCCAGAUGGGGUUUACGUUGGUAGUUUAUUGAAUUUGAGUGGUAAAGUUGCUGAAAGGGUUUUAGAAUUGGUUUCUGGAUUGGACGGUGGUGAUUUGUUUUGGUCGAUUAAUGGUAUGGCUGCACCUGAUUUGAUGGUGGUUUAUGUGCCCGAGGGUGUUCGAGUUGAAAAUCCGGUUCAUUUGGGUUAUUUAUCCUUGCUGGGUAGUAAGGAUGGUUCCAAAGAUUUGUAUAUUUCGAAUCCGAGGGUUUUGGUUGUGGUGGAGAAAGGUGGAGAGGUUGAUAUAGUUGAAGAGUUUUCUAAUGAUGAAGAGAAUGAGAAUGAGUUUUAUUGGAGUAAUGCUGUUUUGGAGGUUGUGAUUGGGGAAGGUGGUAAGGUUAGGCAUUCUUAUAUUCAGACUCAGUCAUUGCUUGCUGCACAUAUCAAAUGGACUUCCGUUCGUCAGGAGUCAUCUAGUACAUAUGAGCUUACAGAGGUAAGCACAGGAGGCAAACUAGGAAGGCACAAUCUUCAUAUCAAACAACUAGGUCCAGACACGGUGACAGAGUUAUCUACUCUACACUUGUCUGUUGGUAAUCAAACACAGGAUCUUCACAGUAGUCUUGUAUUGGAUCAUCCAAGGGGUUUUUCCCGUCAGCUUCAUAAGUGCAUCGUAACUCAUUCACAGGGACAAGCAGUUUUUGAUGGAAACGUUAAGGUUAACAGGUAUGCUCAGCAGACAGAUGCAGGACAAUUAACAAGAAGCCUUCUUCUUGAACCUCGUGCAACUGUAAAUGUUAAACCAAAUCUCCAAAUCAUCGCUGAUGAUGUAAAGUGUUCCCAUGGAGCUGCAAUAAGUGACUUGGAACAGAGCCAACUCCUGUAUUUCCAAGCACGUGGCAUUGAUUCAGCAACAGCUAGAAGGGUUCUAAUUUUUGCCUUUGGAGGGGAAGUGAUAGAUAAGUUUCCUUAUUCUUCUGUUAGAGAUAGAGUACGAAGUCAGAUUAAAAGUUUAUUGGAUCCAUCUCCUAAAUUAGCACCAUUAUAGGUAUGUGCCAAAUGUUAACACAUAAUAUUAGGUUGCUUGGUAAAAAUAUAUAUCGAAAUGAAAAAUAUAUUUUUACUUGUCAUGGUUUUUAACCAAUUCCUACAAAAUGAAGUGUCUACUCCGACACUUAUUUAACAAUUGGUGCUUUCAUCCCCUUGUACUUGUUGUAUUUAUGAUAUUUUUUUUUUUUGUUUUAUUUGCAAUUUGCAAAAUACAUUUAUCAGGUGAGUAAAAAAUCCACAGUUAAAAACAUUUACUUCGCCGCCCUAAGUUCACCCAUGGUUGUAUUGGCAUCACUAAUAAGCAGGGAGUUGGGGCAUGGUUGGUUUGCACUAUGCUUGCUAUUUUUGUGCUGUGUACCUCAAUGAACAGAAUGUGUACGCGUUUUUGUAUGUAGUCCGCAUACCUCAAUGAACAGACUGUGUUCGACGAUGUAAGCUUAACAUUUCUAUUUUUUUAGUAUAGAAAAGUAGUGAGUAGUAAUUGGGCAUUUCACCGGAAA